GGCUAUCAGCUAUCACAAAUGAUACGCACUGUCCGGACGGAUUUUGGAAAGAUGAUGAGCUAACGUGGGAAAAUUCAACGGCCAUUCCAACGCGAAUCGCAGAGUAUGAACAGUUUGUCAAAGCGAAGGAAUGGACUUCGGGGAAAUCAGAUGACAAACCCGUAUUCAUAACCGGUGCAUCUUCAAAUCAUUUUCAAGAGAUGAUUGAAAUGUUGCAAAAUUUUAAUGAUCUACGACAACGCUUGCAUAGAAACUGGAUGCUUUAUUUUUUUAAUUUAGGUUUAUCAGCCAAGGAAGUAGAAGAGGUGCAAAAGGUGUGUAACUGCACAAUAAAAAGGUUCCCCUUUAAUCAAUAUCCCGAGCACUGUAAGCAUUUACACGGAUAUGCCUUCAAGCCGUUAGCUAUUGAGAUAAUCGCUAGGAAGCACAACUUUGUUGUUUGGAUUGAUGCUUCUGUCAGAUUCAAACAUGCCGAUGUAAACAUACUUCUUGACAAAGGGAAAAACGUUGGGGUGAUUGUCACACAAGGAGGUGGCUCUGUUGCUCGACGAACGCUACCAUCGAUGUUUCAGUACUUUGACACGUAUCCAUGUCGGUUCCGUACUUUGCCAGAAUUGCAGGGCGGAUUUCUUAUAUUUUACAUGGACCCGUUAAUUAUCCAUCGCAUAUUUUGGCCUUGGAUACGAUGUGCCCUCGAAUUUGGCUGCAUGGUGCCGGAUUUGAAUCCGGAAAGGUAUUUAAGGUGUAACAGAUGUGGAAAUGUGUUUGGUGAGUGCCAUCGAUUCGACCAAUCAGCACUUAGCAUCUUGUUAUAUACUGUGUAUGGAAAACAUAUAAGUGAGCAUACAAUACACUACAGUGAAAAUAUGUAUAUGUAUUUUCAUCGUUAGUUGAUUGCUAUUAACAUCUGUACUCAUUUCAAGCAUCCAUAAUUUAAAGCUGGACGUUGAAAAACAACACGACCGAAAUAGAAUGCAAAUACAGAUGGUUAGAAUAAGGC
Messenger RNA from Mya arenaria, 1000 nucleotides. RefSeq lists its product as uncharacterized. Bases 201 to 890 code for a protein of 229 amino acids. Lineage: Eukaryota; Metazoa; Mollusca; Bivalvia; Myida; Myidae. The record is from RefSeq and is a predicted model, not a curated record. The transcript has 4 exons.